Euleptes europaea (tarantolino) is the source of this 1419-nucleotide messenger RNA. RefSeq names its product VRK serine/threonine kinase 2 (gene VRK2). The record is from RefSeq and is a predicted model, not a curated record. Lineage: Eukaryota; Metazoa; Chordata; Lepidosauria; Squamata; Sphaerodactylidae. The transcript has 12 exons. Gene Ontology annotation, biological process: signal transduction; peptidyl-serine phosphorylation. Bases 1 to 1419 code for a protein of 472 amino acids. Gene Ontology annotation, cellular component: cytoplasm; nucleus. Gene Ontology annotation, molecular function: ATP binding; protein serine/threonine kinase activity.
AUGCCUCCUAAAAGACAUAGAAAAAACAACCUUCCUCUUCCUCUUCCAGAAGGAAUAAUCCUGAAGGAUACUGAGAAGAAAGAGUGGCGACUGGGUCGUAUGAUUGCCCAGGGAGGGUUUGGACUGAUCUAUCUAGCUUCCUCUCGCCUUGAUAUUCCUGUAGAAGAAAGUGCAGCACAUGUCGUUAAAGUGGAAUACCUUGAGAAUGGGCCAUUGUUUUCUGAACUGAAAUUCUACCAACGAGCUGCAAAACAGGAGUGCAUCAAGGCAUGGAUGAAGCGCAAACGCUUAGAUUUUCUAGGAAUUCCUAUCUUCUGGGGAUCAGGCCAGGCAGAACACAAUGGCAAAAGUUACAGAUUUAUGGUGAUGGAAAGGUUAGGAGAGGACCUUCAGACCACCUUUGAACGAAAUGGGCGAAGGUUUGACAAGGGAACUGCUUUUCAGAUUGGGGCACGAAUGCUGGAUAUUUUGGAAUAUAUACAUGAAAAUGAGUACGUUCAUGGAGACAUUAAAGCGGCAAAUUUGCUUUUCGGCUACAGGAAUCCACAUGAGGUUUAUCUUGCAGAUUAUGGACUCGCCUACAGAUAUUGUCCCAAUGGGAACCACAAAGAGUAUCGAGAAAAUCCUAAAAAGGGCCAUAAUGGGACAAUAGAGUUUACCAGCUUAGAUGCCCACAAGGGAGUAGCACCAUCCAGACGAGGGGACCUUGAAAUCCUGGGCUACUGUAUGCUGCAGUGGAUUUGUGGGAAGCUGCCCUGGGAGCAGAAGCUGAAGGAUCCUGAAGCUGUCCAAGCAGCAAAAACAAAGCUUCUGGAUGAACUCCCAGAUUCAGUGACCAGGUGGGCUCCUCCAGGAACAAGCUGUGGUGAAAUAGCCACGUUUUUGGAAAAUGUUAAUCAACUAACAUACAAUGAAAAGCCAGAGUAUGAGAUGCUGAGGAAAAUCCUCUUGAGCAGCCUAGAGCACAGAGGACACUGUUCUGAAACUUUUAAUUUUACCACUGUUACAAGUGCUCUGACUGAACAUGCAGCUAACCCCCGGAAAACAGAUUUGCCAAAGCUGAUUCCAAAACCGGAGAAAAAAGCAAAAGAGAACAAGCAGGAGAACAAGAAACUUGCCUAUCAGAGAAAAGCCACUGGGAGAACACAAGAUGAGCAGCUGCAGGCCCAAGUGAGCAAACCUCUUCAGAAUCAAGUGGAAAGAAAAGAACCUCCACCUGGGACAUGUCCAUUCCACAAGACUUUCCAGAAAGUUGAAGAAAAAUCCAUACAAAAUGGAAUUACUUAUUCACCAGUCUGUCAACCUUUGUCUAGCUCUUCCAGGUUCAGCGCUCCUGUACUAAGUGAAGAACUGUACCAAUAUAUUAUAGCCAUUGUUGUUCUCCUAUUGUUGAUACCGCUUGCUUUGUACUUCCUUUGA